Molecule: messenger RNA, 1950 nt
Organism: Mangifera indica (mango)
Lineage: Eukaryota; Viridiplantae; Streptophyta; Magnoliopsida; Sapindales; Anacardiaceae
Product: pentatricopeptide repeat-containing protein At1g07740, mitochondrial-like
Exons: 1
Coding region: 559-1947 (462 amino acids)
Molecular function (GO): protein binding
Source: RefSeq, a predicted model, not a curated record
AAAGGGCUGAUUUUUUUUUUCUUUUUCAAAUAUGAUUUCACUCCAAACCAUUUGUACUCAUUCAAUUCAUAGAAAAUAAGAUCAUUUUUUUCACCUCAUUAUGAGGGUUUCUUAAAGGCCACUGGUACAUCAAGCAUAACCAACAGAGUGGAGUAUUGAUGUCAGUUACAGCUAGUUUUGCCUUGUGUAAUACAGUUUUCUUCAGAUCAAUAUGAUUUGAAGCUCAAGAUCGCCUCCUUCUUGUAGUUGUAUCAAUAUCAUACAAACUACAGGAGGAUUUUGUGACAAAAAACUGACUCCCAUUUGAAGCAAAUCGUAAUGUCUAGAGUUGAACAGGAGAAAUUUGGAGUUUUAAAGCUAUAAAGAGAUGGAGCUCAAGAUGCCAAUCAAAGAGAAACUGGGGAAUUAAAAAAUUUAUAUAUUCUGCAUUUGAGUUCCAGCCAAUACCUGUAACCAAACAUUAGCUAAUUGUUUCUGUAUUGGAAGUAAAAAAACCGGAGAAAUCCUGCUCUUGAAGUUGCUACGAUUGAGAAAGUUUGCCAAGGCCUUGCAAUAGCCAUGAUCCAUUCAAGAUUGAAAGCUCUCAACAACCAAGCGCAAGCUCUCCUUGUCCACCGAUGCAACAAGCACACUCAUUCUCAACAAACCUACACCCCUGUUCGAAACAAACCCAAAACCAAAACAAAACGAAGAAUUCAACAGCCACGAAAACCCAUUCCAUUUGUAUCCGAUUUGAAACAAAUACAUGAUCCAGAGGAGGCAUUGUCCUUCUUCCACGAGUACCAACAAAUGGGCUAUAAACAUGAUUACCCUUCAUAUGCUUCUCUUAUUUACAAACUAGCGCGUGCUCGCCAUUAUGAAGCCGUUGAGACAAUUCUUGGUUACAUUCAAAAUUACAGUAUUCGAUGCAAAGAAAUCCUUUUCAUUGCUUUGAUUCAACAUUAUGGAAAGGCCCGUUUGGUUGAUAAGGCCGUUCAACUUUUUCACAAAAUAACUUCUUUUGAUUGUGUACGUACAUUACAGUCUUGGAAUACAUUACUUUAUGUACUUAUUGAUAAUGAUAGGUUUCAUGAUGCCAAGGACAUGUUUGACAGUUUUGAUAAAAUGGGUCUUCGUCCAAAUUCGAUUUCGUUCAAUAUAAUGAUCAACGGAUGGUUACAGAAGGGUGACUGGGAAGAAGCUUGUAGAGUGUUUGAUGAAAUGCUUGAGAGAAAAGUUCAACCGAGUGUUGUGACUUAUAAUAGUCUUAUUGGCUUUUUGUGUAGAAAGGGUGACGUGGAGAAAGCCAAGGGUGUGUUUAAGGACAUGGUUAACAAAGGGAAAUACCCUAAUGCGGUUACAUAUGCAUUGUUGAUGGAAGGUUUGUGUUCUAUAGAUGAGUUUAAAGAAGCUAAAAAGUUGAUGUUUGAUAUGGCAUAUAGAGGGUGUAAACCAAAACUUAUAAAUUUUGGUGUGUUGAUGACUGAUCUUGGUAAGAGAGGGAAGAUUGAUGAGGCGAAAUCUUUACUUGCUGAGAUGAACAAAAGGCGUUUUAAGCCAGACGUUGUGAUAUACAAUAUAUUGAUAAAUUACCUUUGUAAGGAGGGCAGAGCAGCUGAGGGUUAUAAAGUUUUUAUUGAGAUGCAAGUUGGAGGUUGUGAGCCAAAUGCUGCUACGUAUAGGAUGAUGGCCGAUGGAUUCUGUAAGAUUGGGGAUUUUGAGGGUGGUUUGAAGGUUUUAAAUUCAAUGUUAAUUAGUCUGCAUUGUCCUCGGUUGGAAACAUUUUGUUGUUUGAUUGAGGGACUGUUGAAGAGUGGAAAGAUAGAUGAUGCUUGCUUUGUUUUGGAGGAAAUGGAGAAGAGAAAGUUGAGACUUGAUUUAAAUGUAUGGGAAGGUCUAGUUAGGGAUGCUUGUGUUGGUGAUGAAGGUGCUGGUGGGCUUGUGGGUGAACUUAUAUAUGCCCAUUAAGGA